GUUUGGCAGACGUUGAACAUUGAUGAAGAUGUUUCUGCCAAGGCGGCGAAAACUGACGGCCGAACUUCAGCACUGGAGUUCCUUCGCAAGACGAUCAGUGAGGUUUUUGCAGCUUUAGGCAAAACCAAUGAAGAGGCAGGUACCGUUGCAGAGACACUUGAGGCUGCUAUUUUUGACAUCACAACGAAUGGAGAAGUUUCGAAGCGAAAGUAUCAAGCAGAGGUUCAAAGGUUGUGUGCAGCCUUCCGGCAGGAGACUUUCGACAAUGCAAAGUGGUUGCAGGAUGUUCUCACAAAUGGACGGAGGGCAGCUGUUGAGUUGGUUGAGCUUCCACCUGAGGAGCUUCUUCUACAUUCAAAGCGGGCUCGUUUGGCAGAAUUGAGGCAAAUGCCACCUCAGGAAAGUGGUGAAGCAGUCAACCAGUUUACCGAAGUAGAUGAACGGCUCGAGUGUGUUGAUUGUGGUUGCAGUGGUGAAAUCAGAUUUCGAAGAUUGGCAAGCAGCAGAGAAGGCUUCAACAAG
Cladocopium goreaui is the source of this 522-nucleotide messenger RNA. The record is from the annotation of a GenBank genome assembly. NCBI's taxonomy places the organism in Eukaryota, Dinophyceae, Suessiales, Symbiodiniaceae.